AUGGCAACUACAUUCUACAAGCCCCUCUCGUGCUUUGAGCCCUCGUUCGAGCGAUUCGCCACGGUAUCUCAGGAUGGCCGCCUCAAGAUUUUCGACACCCGCUCGGGAGGCGUCCAGCAGCAGCUGGCCGAGAAGGAUCAUCUCAGCACGCAGUACACUGCCAUCGCCUGGGGCGCCACAACCUUCCAGGGCGUCGGUCAGACCGAGCGCAGCAAGCGUGCCAAGAAGCAGCUCGGCGGUGCCGUUGCCAUUGGUACGGCCAAGGGCACCAUCGUCGUGUGGGACGUCCUGCGCGGCGAAGUGCACAAGGAGCUCGGCGGCAAGGAAGGCCACACCGGCAAGGUGAACGACCUGGUCUUCACCGAGGGCGCCACCUUCCUCUUCUCCUGCUCUGACGACCUUCAAGUCAUCAAGUGGAACGUCGAGAACGGCGAGAUCGUCGCCAAGUUCAAGGCCGACAACCAGCCGAUCUCGUCGCUGGCCCUGUCGGCGGACAAUUCCACGCUGGCCACCGCCUCGGCCAUGAUCAAGAUGUGGGAUCUCGCCUCCUCCAAGUCCCAGAAGAAGUUCACCGGUCACACUUCGGCCGUGACCAGCCUGAACUUCUCCGCCAAUGGCAAGUUCCUCGUCUCCGCCUCGGCCACCGAGCGCUACACGAGCGUGUGGGACCUCGAGGCCGCCGGCAAUGCGGGCGCCGCCGCUGGUACCGCCUUCUCAUGCUCGGAAGCAGAGGCUUGUCAUUCUUCAAUGGCGCACUGA
Molecule: messenger RNA, 759 nt
Organism: Acanthamoeba castellanii str. Neff
Lineage: Eukaryota; Discosea; Longamoebia; Acanthamoebidae
Product: WD repeat domain 43 isoform 5, putative
Exons: 5
Coding region: 1-759 (252 amino acids)
Biological process (GO): maturation of SSU-rRNA from tricistronic rRNA transcript (SSU-rRNA, 5.8S rRNA, LSU-rRNA)
Cellular component (GO): nucleolus
Molecular function (GO): protein binding
Source: RefSeq, a predicted model, not a curated record